This is a messenger RNA of Acanthaster planci (crown-of-thorns starfish), 2280 nucleotides long. It is a transcript of the gene yars1, whose product is annotated as tyrosyl-tRNA synthetase 1. Gene Ontology annotation, biological process: tyrosyl-tRNA aminoacylation. The record is from RefSeq and is a predicted model, not a curated record. NCBI's taxonomy places the organism in Eukaryota, Metazoa, Echinodermata, Asteroidea, Valvatida, Acanthasteridae. Gene Ontology annotation, molecular function: ATP binding; tyrosine-tRNA ligase activity; tRNA binding.
UCUUAUUUUCGAGGGAAGUGUAACUCUACUGAGUGGAGCGUUAGUAUCGACAUUCCUCUUUUUCUAGUGUCCAGGCCGGCCUACUGUAUCAGCUUAUCCAGUCCAAAAUUCGAAAAAGAGGUAGGCCCAGGCCUAAUAAUACUACUAACGCCGCCAGUAACGGCGAGUGAUUAAACGCUCCACUUAUAGAGCCACCCAAGUGAAGUUCUAGUGUUUGUCAACCUGUAGGGCUAGGCCUAGCGUACCAGUUAACCUCCAGAACUGUCACGAUGGGGUACGACGUCCGCCCACAGUUCUGGGGGUAAUAACCAGUAUUAACCUGCUAACCAUGCACAUGAUGCACAUACAUGAUGUAUAUUUACUUCCUCAACUUAGUUUUGCCUAUUGUCAGGGUCGUACACUGGAACGCCAGUGAGCUUUUGUGAUGGAAACAAGACGUUCGAUGGAUUCUUUUUAUCUGAACAGUUGUUAUGGCAACCGAAGGAAAAAGUGUGGAUGAAAGAUUUCACCUGAUAACAAGAAAUCUUCAGGAGGUUCUAGGAGAAGACAAAUUGAAGCAACUCUUGACUGAUGGUAAGGAUGUCUCUAUUUACUGGGGUACAGCAACGACAGGCAGGCCUCAUGUCGCUUAUUUUGUGCCUAUGAGCAAGGUUGCAGAUUUUCUGAGAGCAGGAUGCAAGGUAACAAUCCUUAUUGCUGACCUUCAUGCCUAUUUGGAUAACAUGAAAGCCCCUUGGGAACUGCUGAGCCUUCGGACACAGUAUUAUGAACAUAUCAUCAAAGCGAUGCUGACAUCUAUUGGUGUACCACUGGAAAAGCUAAAAUUUGUCCGAGGGACAGACUACCAACUAAGCAGGGAAUACACUCUGGAUGUGUAUAGAAUGGCAUCAGUUGUAACACAGCAUGAUGCCAGGAAAGCAGGUGCAGAGGUUGUCAAACAAGUUGAGCAUCCACUCUUGAGUGGUCUCCUCUAUCCUGGACUACAAGCUCUAGAUGAGGAAUACCUCAAAGUGGAUUGUCAGUUUGGGGGUGUGGAUCAACGUAAGAUCUUCACCUUUGCUGAGAAGAGUCUGCCAGCAUUAGGCUAUGCUAAGAGGAUCCAUCUGAUGAAUCCAAUGGUCCCAGGUCUAACAGGGACCAAGAUGAGCUCGUCAGAUGAGGAUUCAAAGAUAGAUUUGCUGGACUCAUUGGAAUCAUUGAGGAAAAAGAUCAAAAAGGCAUUCUGUGAACCUGGGAACAUCACGGCCAAUGGUGUACUGGCUUUCGUCAAGCACGUUCUCUUGCCAUUGUCUGACGGAGAAUUUCUUAUUGAGAGAAAUGAGAAGUUUGGUGGCAAUGUGACCUACCUUGAUUAUGAAACACUGGAACAAGCAUUUGCUAAGGAGGAAAUUCACCCAGGCGAUCUGAAAGCUGCUGUUGUCAGAGAACUAAAUCAUUUAAUGGAGCCAAUCAGGAAAGCAUUUGAGACGCCAGAACUAAAGAAACUCACCAACGCUGCAUACCCACCAGCUUCCAAAAAGAAACAAGGAGGAAAGCAAGGCCAAGGAGCCACAGCUGAUGAUGAGAUCAUUCCCUCCAGACUUGAUCUACGAGUAGGCAAGGUCAUAUCUGCUGAAAUGCAUCCAGAUGCUGAAAGCCUCUAUGUGGAACAAAUUGAUGUUGGUGAAGAGAAACCACGCACAGUGAUCAGUGGCUUGGCUGGUAUGGUACCUCUGGAAGCCAUGAGGGAUAGAAUGGUUGUCAUGCUAUGUAAUCUCAAGCCACAGAAGAUGCGAGGCAUCGAGUCCCAAGCCAUGGUCAUGUGUGGAUGUCGUGAAGAUCCCAAACAGAUCGAACCUCUUUGCCCUCCAGAGGGCAGUGUUCCUGGACAGCGUGUAUUCAUUCAAGGCUAUGAAUCAGGCAAGCCAGAUGAUGAACUGAAACCCAAGAAAAAGGUUUUUGAGAAAAUACAGGUCGAUCUCAAAACAUCAUCCGACAAUAUUGCCCAAUGGAAGGAUUGUGCUGUCAUGACGGACCUAGGGAAAGUCACUUGUUCUUUGCAAGAUGCCACUAUACGCUAGGAUAGAUCGUUUAAUUUCUUCAAAAAUUAUUUUGUAAAAUUUAAUUGUACAGUUGCCUUCAAGAAUAAUCCUGGUGAUGUGGUGAAUUAACCACUCGCUGCUGAGGAGCUUGGUUUUGGAGACGUUUACUUUAUCUGCACAGACGGGGUGCCUGAAAUCGGACCAGGGGAAUUGGGCCUUGUAACAAAAGACCGUACUCUGAACAAAAGACCGAGCUACU